CGACGACGACAAAAGCGAGGACUGAUAUCUGGGGUUUUCAGAGGUUGCCAUUGGUGGAGGCACCCAUGAUUGUCGGCUGGUUGAGUUAGCAUUCAAUGGACAAGUUCCCAACGAACAACCUGGAAGAGCAACUGCAAUGGUUCAGGUCCACCCGCUCCUCCUCGACGGCAUCGCAGAAGGAAGCCGAAAAUGAGACGAGACCAGUGCCAAGCUUCCGGCCCGGAGUGGCAGUCGCCUUUCAGCCUGCUAUUUUGCCGACCCCUGCAGCUCCGAAUGUGCACGCAAGGCAGUCUUUCACUCCGAUGGCACCGAAUUCCUUUGCCAGAUCGAACUCCACCGCAGAAGCCGCGAGGCCCUCUUUCAAUACUCCUCAAAUAACCAGCCAUGGUCAGCCGAUGGCCAGGUCGAACUCUGGUGGAACUGUCGAAACAUUCGCGAGGCAAAAGACCACGGUUGGAAGUUUUGGAUCCGCUAUCUCGACCGUCCCCACACGAUUCAAGGCAACGAGGACGACUGAAGGGGCACCUCCGAACCGCCCGAAACGCAAGUCGGACAGUUUCGCUGUGGAAGAUGACGAUCUUGCUUCCAUGACGACACCUUCCUCUCCGGAGGAAACGCGGAAACGGCAAAGAACCAGUCCUGCGCCCGUUGAAGGGCCUUGGGAGUCGGGAGAUGAUGAAUUUUUUGGCGUCGAUGAUGAUGACAUGCUCAACGCGCAGAUGCUCGAGGACUUUGAAUCGCGAGGGCGCUCUGAUACCCGUGCAAGGCGCUCGUUCUAAUAGUAACUUCACGGGCCACGGUCCCAGCCGCCUGGAACUCGAAACAUUGCGCACCAAGUUGAUCGACGAGAAAAGGACUGUAUCCGAUUUACUACUGGACUUGAUGGGAGCUGGUAACGUGGAUC
This is a messenger RNA of Fimicolochytrium jonesii, 904 nucleotides long. RefSeq lists its product as uncharacterized. The record is from RefSeq and is a predicted model, not a curated record. Bases 96 to 779 code for a protein of 227 amino acids. The transcript has 6 exons. Lineage: Eukaryota; Fungi; Chytridiomycota; Chytridiomycetes; Spizellomycetales; Powellomycetaceae.